AUGGCCCGGAGAAAGGCCUGCCUGCCCCUCGGUGUCCGCGCCCGCCUCAGCUUCCAGCGCUGCCCAGAGCGCGGGGUGGGAUUGGUGGUGCUGCCCGGGGUCAGAGGAGAGGGGCAGGAACUGCCACCACUUUUCAGGGCCUUUGUGCUGCACGCCAUCACGCCUGGGGACUCACGAGCUUUGACUUCCUUCAAAUCCUUUGUUCAUUACCCCCUGCAAGGUUGCCACAGACCCUAUCCCGUCUCUCAGUGUUACCUUAUUCCUCCACAGCAUCACGGUCAUGCUCACCAGACAUGUGCGCACAAGCACCUUGUUCAAGUGCCGCCUCCCUCUGCGGAAUGUGUGCUCUGUGAGGACAGGGACAUGCGUUUGCUUGUAGUCACGCUGCUCUGUGAGAACAGGCACGUGUGCUUGCUUGUGGUCACACUGCUCUGUGAGGACAGGGACAUGUGUUUGCUUGUAGUCACGCUGCUCUGUGAGAACAGGCACGUGUGCUUGCUUGUGGUCACACUGCUCUGUGAGGACAGGGACAUGCGUUUGCUUGUAGUCACACUGCUUUGUGAGGACAGGGACAUGCGUUUGCUUGUAGUCACACUGCUCUGUGAGGACAGGGACAUGCGUUUACUUGUAGUCACGCUGCUCUGUGAGACCAGGAAUUUGUGUUUGCUUGUGGUCACACUGCUCUGUGAGACCAGGAAUGUGUGUUUGCUUGUGGUCACACUGCUCGGUGAGGACAGGGACUUGUGUUUCCUUGGAAUCACACUGCUCUGUGAGACCAGGAAUGUGUGUUUGCUUGUGGUCACGCUGCUCUGUGAGACCAGGAAUGUGUGUUUGCUUGUGGUCACACUGCUCUGUGAGGACAGGGACUUGUGUUUGCUUGUGGUCACACUGCUGUUUGUCAUCUCUCUAAGGCCUGCUUGUCCUGGGAACCAUCAUUUUUCUAUCCCUUCUCAAAUUCUGUGCUCCUUGUCAGUUUUCACAAAGUCUGAUCAUCUUGCAAAUCAGAAGGUGGCUUUUCCACUGGGCCUGAGCAGAGCGUGCAGCGCAGGGCAAGGAAGCGGGGCGACCAGAGACGUGACGACCAAUGAAGCCCCGAAGUCACAUUAUUCAGACGUUUCCGAAGCGAGCACAGUACUCCCCGGAGAGGGUGUUGUCCCUGCCCACGCCCCCUUGGCCUCUCACGGUCUUCGGACGCUGACCACCACCUGUGGGUCGUGGCCAGCACGUGCACCCUGCCCGCCAGGGCCAGCUCUUGCCUGCGCGGUCCAGCUUCUGUCCGGGGCGUCACCCUCGGUCCUCCUGCAGUGCGGGGUGACCCGACCUCACCUCCCGCACCUGGCAGCGGGCCCGGGGUGGGGUGGGGGUCGCCCUUUGGACGGGGCGGGGAGGGGCGGGGCGGGGCGGGCCGGCGGCGGGAGCGGGUGGCCGGCGCGCGCGGGCUCGGGCGGCGCAGACAUGCGGGCCGCGGUGCUCAUGAGCCAGGCGGUGCAGCCCGCGCACGCCGACGCCCGCGGGGUGCUGAGCGCCGGGCAGCUGCUCAAGUGGGUCGACACCGCCGCCUGCCUGGCGGCUGAGAAACAUGCCGGGGUUUCCUGUGUUACAGCCUCAGUGGAUGACAUUCAGUUUGAAGAGACAGCUACAAUUGGACAAAUUGUCACCAUCACAGCCAAAGUUACCAGAGCGUUCAGCACGAGCAUGGAGAUCAGUAUCAAGGUCAUGGUACAGGACAUGUGCACUGGCAUAGAGAAACUUGUUAGUGUGGCAUUCUCCACAUUUGUAGUUAAACCAGUCGGAAGAGAAAAGGUUCACUUAAAACCAGUCACACUUCUUACUGAGCAAGAUCAUGUAGAAUAUAACCUGGCUUCUGAGAGAAGAAAAAUUCGAUUGCAGCAUGAAAACACCUUCAAAAACUUAAUGAAGGAGAGUAGCAAGUUUGAUGAUCCCACCUGUGACGCGGAGGGAGCUGUCCCCACCAGGGGCUCCUCUGUCCAGAGCAUUGAACUUGUCCUCCCACCCCAUGCGAACCAUCAUGGGAACACGUUUGGUGGCCAGAUCAUGGCGUGGAUGGAGACAGUGGCGACGAUUUCUGCAAGCCGCCUGUGUCACAGCCACCCCUUUCUGAAGUCUGUGGAUAUGUUCAAGUUCCGGGGACCAUCCACAGUUGGGGACCGUCUUGUCUUCAAUGCCAUUGUCAACAAUACAUUCCAGACCUGCGUGGAGGUCGGCGUGCGAGUGGAAGCUUUCAACUGUCGAGAAUGGGCUGAGGGCCAAGGUCGUCACAUCAACAGUGCUUUUCUCAUUUACCAAGCCGUCGAUGACCAGGAAGAACUUGUCACUUUCCCUAGAGUCAAACCCAUCUCCAAGGAUGAUUUCAGACGCUAUCAGGGAGCAAUUGCACGCAAGCGAAUUCGCCUAGGCAGAAAAUACAUUAUUUCCUACAAGAAAGCAGGUCCAGUCAGCCUACAAUGGAACAUAAGCAAAAAGGAAUCCAUAAUUAAUAACAAUGUGGAGGCUUUCAAAAGGCUGGCAGCCAAGAGUGGCUGGGAGGUUACCAGUACCAUGGAAAAGAUAAAAAUAUAUGCUUUGGAAGAACAAGACGUUUUGUCCAUUUGGGUCAAAAAACAGGUGAAUAGUCCAGCACAUGUGGCUUAUCAUCUCUUGUCUGACUUCACAAAGAGACCUUUGUGGGACCCCCACUACAUAUCCUGUGAACUCAUAGACCAGGUGAGCGAGGAUGACCACAUAUACUACACCACCUGCCCGGUGAUGGAUAGUGACAAACCCAGAGACUUCGUAGUACUUGUAUCGCGAAGAAAGCCUCUCAAAGACGAAAACACCUACACGGUGGCGUUUUCGUCCGUUGUCCUGCCGUCCGUCCCGCCGUCCCGACAGUACGUCAGAAGUGAGAUCGUAUGCGCCGGGUUUCUCAUCCAGGCUGUCAGCAGCGCUUCAUGCACGGUAUCCUACCUGAACCAGAUGUCACAUAGCGUCCUUCCUUACUUUGCUGGAAAUCUUGGUGGCUGGUCCAGGUCGAUCGAAGAAACAGCUGCCUCAUGUAUACAAUUCUUAGAGAAUGCUGCCCACGACGGGCUAAAGAGUGCAUUAUGAUCCACAGUGGCCCACAAUUUUGUUUUGGUUUUCCGAGGUAGGGUCUUGCUCUAGCCCAGGCUGACCUGGAAUUCACUAUGUAGCCUCAGCGUGGCCUCGAACUCACGGUGAUCCUCGUCCCUCUGCCUCCCGAGUGCUGGGAUCAAAGGCCUGUGCCACCACGCCCAGCCAACUGCCCCGCGACUGGAGUUCUCACGUUUAAUUCCAGGCAUCAUUAACCCCGACACUCUGCAAGGGUUGAGGCCACCCAGUGCUUUCGCGUCAGCCUACGCACAAUGAAGUUAUGAAAAUGCUAAAAACCAAAAGACAUCUUGUCUAG
Jaculus jaculus (lesser Egyptian jerboa) is the source of this 3427-nucleotide messenger RNA. It is a transcript of the gene Acot12, whose product is annotated as acyl-CoA thioesterase 12. Gene Ontology annotation, cellular component: extracellular exosome. NCBI's taxonomy places the organism in Eukaryota, Metazoa, Chordata, Mammalia, Rodentia, Dipodidae. Bases 1 to 3108 code for a protein of 1035 amino acids. Gene Ontology annotation, molecular function: lipid binding; acetyl-CoA hydrolase activity. The transcript has 17 exons. The record is from RefSeq and is a predicted model, not a curated record.